AUGGGGUUAUCAUCUAUCCUACUGAGAAUCGAGAAAAAGGGAAAAGUUGAACUGGCCAAACCGGUAACUCCCUCUACUAAUAAUGGAAAACCUUCUGCCACGAAAACCGAGCAUCGAAGACCAACACCUAAUCGUCCCAUAGAUCCAGUGGUGGCCAGAUUGAAAGAGAAACGACGAUUGGAAAGAGAAGAGAAAGAACGUGCAGAAAGAGAAAGAAAGGGGUUGAAGCCGGUCCAGAAGAAGUCAACUGCAAACAAAAGUACUACAGGUAGAAGUGCUCCCCGCCAGAAACAACAAGUCACGUCCCAGCAGAAUAGAGCAGCAGCAUCACAAGCACUACCUCCACGUCCAGCACCAAAGAAACAAUUGAAUUAUGCUGAGUUGAUGAAAAAGGCGUCGGCUAUCAAUACGGAGAAACUUUCUAUAAAUCUUUUGAACAAGAGCAAGUCCCCAGAAGCUGAGCAACAACGAAAGAGUGCUUCGCCAGUGCCACCCAAACCUACUCCGCAUAAACCAACAGGGACAUCAGUGAAACCAGUGAAGAAACAAACUUCAGUUCCAGCACCACGUCCUCCGAAGCUAGUGGUCAGAACACCAUUACCUACACGACAACCGUCAAACAAGAUCAAAGAGAGAUUAGAACAGAAGAAAAUGGCCAAGUCUGUGCACGAGAGAGAUGAUUACGACGAUGACGAUGAUUUGGAUUCGUUUGUUGAAGACGACGAGGAGGAGGAGGAUGACUAUAACGAUAAUCAUAGAAGUGAGAUCUGGGCCAUGUUCAAUAGAGGAAAGAAACGGUCGUAUUAUGCAGAUGACUACGACUCGGACGACAUGGAGGCAACGGGAGCUGAGAUUUUUGACGAAGAGUUUCAAUCCAGAUUGGACGCUGAAAUGGAAGAUCGUAAAGAAAUGGAGCGAGAAAAGAGGUUGCAAGCUUUGAAGAAAAAGAGAUUAGGUAGAUGA
This is a messenger RNA of Candida tropicalis MYA-3404, 963 nucleotides long. RefSeq lists its product as uncharacterized. Lineage: Eukaryota; Fungi; Ascomycota; Pichiomycetes; Serinales; Debaryomycetaceae. The record is from RefSeq and is a predicted model, not a curated record. The transcript has a single exon. Bases 1 to 963 code for a protein of 320 amino acids.